AAUCUCAUUUUAUUUAUCAUGUUUUGCAAUGUUAUGUUCCCCCUCCAACACUCCAUGUGCAUCCUAUUUUCCACUGCUUUUUUUUUCGAAGAAAAGAAUCUAUCUUUUAUAUAGAGAGAGGGUUAUUGAUCUAAUCAUGCAAUUGAAACCCGCAAUCCAGCCACCAUGAGCAACAGUCCUGCACCUUGCAGCCGAUCCUGGUCUAUCAGUGAGGACUCUCUGAGAAGGUAUGUGCAAUUUGCGAGUGAAAGCUGCAUACAAGAGUUAUUGGCAGCUUCAGACACAAAUAAAGGAAAUAGCAACGAUGGAUGGAAGGUGCUCACUCUUGACAAUGGUGUGGAGAUAUCAAAACGCAGGUCAGGAUCACUCCACACUUUUCGCAGCCGUUGGAUUCUUAGAUCUGUGUCUCCACAACAGUUCAUAACCGUGGCCAAUGCUAUUGAUGCUGCAAAGCAAUGGGACUCUGAUCUGGUAGAAGCAAGGUACAUAAAGGAUCUUGAAGACAACCUCAGCAUAAUUCGUCUUAGGUUUGGAGACAACUCCAAGCCUCUCUUCAGGAACAGGGAAUUCAUUGUCUACGAGCGCCGUGAAACCAUGGAAGAUGGCACCUUGGUGGUAGCAGUUGCUUCACUGCCAAAGGAAAUAGCAGCAGGGUUACAUCCAAAGCAAAGUAAUGCAAUCAGAGGACUGUUGCUACAAUCAGGGUGGGUAGUAGAGAAGCUUGAAGAUGAUUCAUGUGUCGUCACUUACGUUGUUCAGUUGGAUCCUGCAGGAUGGCUGCCCAAGUGCUUUGUCAAUCGAUUCAACACAAAACUGGUUAUGAUCAUUGAAAAUCUUCAAAAAUUAGCCCAAGCGUGUCCCAGUGAAGGUGAAAUCUGAUUACUUUGUAAAGGUGGAAAGAAAGAGAGUGUAACCAAGUAUAGUAUUAAUGCUCAUCAUUGAUAUUUACUUACUAGUAUUAUUUACAGAUAAAUAUAAUUAAUUUCAGCAUUUAAUAUAGAGAUUUAAGUUUGCAUUUAACAUAUUA
This is a messenger RNA of Cajanus cajan (pigeon pea), 1027 nucleotides long. The record is from RefSeq and is a predicted model, not a curated record. Lineage: Eukaryota; Viridiplantae; Streptophyta; Magnoliopsida; Fabales; Fabaceae.